This is a messenger RNA of Ooceraea biroi (clonal raider ant), 2337 nucleotides long. RefSeq lists its product as uncharacterized. NCBI's taxonomy places the organism in Eukaryota, Metazoa, Arthropoda, Insecta, Hymenoptera, Formicidae. The record is from RefSeq and is a predicted model, not a curated record.
AUGCUUUUACAAAAAACUCAUUUGGGUUGGAUCGUAGCAGGAAAAACUUGUGACAUUAAUGUUCAAUCAAAUGUUGUUUGUCAUUUGUCAACUAUUUUGUUUGAUAAUUUAGUACAGAAGUUUUGGGAGAUAGAGAAAUUACCUGCAAAACGAAUACUAUCUCCUGAAGAGGUGGCAUGUGAAACUCAUUUUUGCAAAACCUUUAAGAGAGAGAGUAAUGGUCGUUAUUCAGUCAGUCUUCCCUUCAAUGAACAAAAGGCCAAAUUGGGUGAUUCACGUCAUAUCGCGGAGAGAAGAUUUUAUAGUCUGGAAAGAAAAUUAUCGUCGAACCCGGAGAUGUACGAAGCUUAUCGUAAUUUUCUUCAAGAAUAUCAAACUUUAGGACAUAUGUCUGAAGUCAUCAAUGUAGGAGACGAGAGAUGUUAUUUCAUUCCACAUCAUGCUGUGGUGAAAGAGUCUAGUCUUACUACUAAGCUGCGAGUUGUUUUUGAUGCUUCUACAAAAACAACCACAGGUGUUUCGUUGAACGAUGUCCUAAUGGUGGGACCCGUUGUACAAGACAAUCUUUUUUCCAUCAUCACUCGCUUCAGGCUCCACAAUGUAGCCUUUUCAGCAGAUAUAGAAAAGAUGUACAGACAAUUUCUCGUACAUCCUGCAGAUCGACCAUUUCAACGAAUUUUAUGGCGAAACAAGAAGGAUGAGCCCUUGCGUGUUUUUCAGCUCAAUACCAUAACUUAUGGUCUUUCGUCGGCACCAUUUUCAUCAACACGGAGUCUGGUACAGUUGGCACACGAUGAACAACACCAUUUUCCGAGUGCAGCAGAAAUAAUACUUGGCGACAUGUAUGUAGACGAUUUGUUAUCCGGAGCGACAACCUUGGAAAAGGCACUGCAAGUUAAGGAUGAAAUAAUACAACUAUUACAAACCGGAGGCUUAAAACUUCGUAAAUGGGCCUCCAACGAUCCACGGUUUGUUGACUCUAUUAUCAACGACACUGGUGAUUCACAUCUUGCGUUAAAUUUAACGGAAGCGCAUAAAACAUUGGGAAUUUAUUGGAAACCUCAUCAAGAUACGUUGGUUUAUGAAAUCGACAUAAAGCCACAACCAAACAGGAUUAUGAAGCGCGUCAUAUUGUCGCAAAUAGCGUCAUUGUUCGAUCCUCUGGGGUUAUUAGGACCAAUCAUCGUAGCAGCCAAAAUAUUUCUCCAGAAGCUGUGGAAAUUACACCUAACUUGGGACGACAGCAUACCAUCAGAAUUAGCUGCAGAAUGGAUUCAAAUAUACGAGGAAUUACCACUCAUAAAUCAGCUGGUAUUUCCACGGCAAAUCUGCGUAGCGGAUCCAGUCAACAUUCAACUACAUGGAUUCGCUGAUGCGAGCGAAGCAGCUUAUGGCGCUUGCAUAUUUUUUAGAUCAGUAGAUGCUUCCGGGACACACUCAGUAAAAUUAGUGUGCUUCAAAACUAGAGUUGCACCACUCAAACAGAUAUCGCUACCCAAGUUAGAGCUAUGUGCAGCUGUGUUGCUUGCAAGACUUUACUCAGUCGUCCACAAAGCCUUCAAGUUAAAAUUUGAUAAGAUUGUUUUGUGGUCAGACUCGACCAUUGUAUUACAAUGGAUUAACAUGUCUCCGCAUCGUUUAAAAUCCUUUGUGGCCAACAGAAUUACUGAAAUCCAGCAGCUUACUGAAACAUGUGAAUGGAGACAUGUACCAUCACUCGACAAUCCUGCCGAUCUAGCAUCAAAAGGAUUAUCUCCGAAACAAUUUGUGAGAUGUACGUUAUGGAAUUGUGCACCAUCCUGGCUUGCUGCUGACGAAUCUGCGUGGCCUGAGAAUAAGGUACCAACAGGAUCAACGAAAAAUGUGACCGAGCUACGCACUUUCAUCACCUUGAAGAUUGAACAGCCGUGCGAGUUAUUUCAUCGCUUUUCAUCCAUUGUAACACUUCAGCGAGUAAUAGCAUGGUGCUAUAGAUUUAUUCACAACACCAGAAACAAGAAUAAGUAUCGAGGAAAUUUGUCAGCCAAUGAAUUGCAAAAUGCUAUGACUAUAAUAAUUAAGUUAGUCCAGAGCGAAUGUUUUGCGCAUGAAAUUACACGAUUAGAAAGGAAGGAGCAUUGCAGUAAACAUAGUAAGGUUUUGUCUUUGAAUCCGUUUUUAGAUGCAAAUGUUGUUUUACGUGUUGGAGGUCGAUUAAGGCAUGCUAACUUAUCAUAUGACCAGAAGCAUCCUAUUUUAUUACCUGAGAAACACGUUGUUACUGAUAUGAUAAUUAGAAACAUUCAUGACAAGUUGUGUCACGCUGGACCACAAGCGACUUUAUAUGUUAUGCGUUAA